Fomitiporia mediterranea MF3/22 is the source of this 1965-nucleotide messenger RNA. RefSeq lists its product as uncharacterized. The transcript has 3 exons. The record is from RefSeq and is a predicted model, not a curated record. NCBI's taxonomy places the organism in Eukaryota, Fungi, Basidiomycota, Agaricomycetes, Hymenochaetales, Hymenochaetaceae. Bases 189 to 1850 code for a protein of 553 amino acids. Gene Ontology annotation, biological process: protein secretion.
UUCGCUAAAUUCCUCAAAUCACUAAAGAGGGAAGACGUAGCAUCCGCACUCUACCUGCGUAUCCUCGACACGCACGUUAAGCUAGAUGACAAGGGCAACCCACUGCGGUAUGAUUGCCUUUCAUCCUGCUGCUGCCCAGAACCAGACUUAUUCGAGAUACCAGAAAGUUGCUGCUCUUCCAGCUCAGCAUGAAAAUCUCCGAGCAAGUUGGCGCAGAUGCUCCAGCGGACAGCCCACUCCGUCGCCCAGACGUGACGCGUAUGUUGAUGUUCAUCAAGAUGACAUUAGCGCAAGAGGUUGUGGUGGGAAACGCUAAAGGCAGGAGGGAAGGUGGACUCUCCUUGGAGAGCCUUCGCAUUGUGCCUGAAGAAGACGGAGAGGGCGGGGAAAGCGACAGCGACGACGAAGACCUUGCGCCCGGCUUGGAGGGCGUGAACAAGCGCGAGCAUCUGAGUGUUACAGCUGUCAACUUGCUUAUUGCUCUUCUGGAAGAACAUCCCGAUCUAUCGCCUAGAACCGUGCCCCUCCUCAAUGACAUCUAUGAGCAACUCGAGCCACUAGCAAAUUCGGAUUCCGAGGCUCUGCGGCCUCGGGCACGGGAAGCGAGGAUCAUACUAACCGCGCGACUCGUGUCGUCGAGCUCGUUUCCUGUGAAGGGGGAUGAGCAAGAGGGUGUGGGGGAAGAGAGUCCGCGAGAGAAAUACCAGAGAGCGUUGAAACUUUUACAAGACCCAUUGCUGCCUGUGCGCGCUCACGGGUUAUUGUUACUGCGUGAGCUGGUCGCACCAGCGGGCACCGCCCCAAGAAGGCGGGAUAAAGAUAAAGCGGGAGGGUCGGCCACCGUCAGCACCGUGCAAGGUGUUGGAGUCGCUGCGCCGUCGGUCGAUGUGGCGCUUGUGCCGGGCAUCCUGUAUAUUUUCAUGCAGUCGAUCCAGGAUGAGGAUUCCUACAUUUUCCUGAAUGCUGUACAGGGGGUCGCAGCACUAGUCGAUGGGUUCGGGCGGGAAGUGCUCUUGGGCCUUUUAGACGAGUAUGCUAAAGGUCUGGAGGGAGUAGGAGGGUCAGAGGCGACGAUGACGAGCAGGGAAGUAGACUUGCGUGUUCGAAUAGGGGAGGCCUUAGGCCAGGUCAUCAAACGCUGUGGGGACGCGCUUGGGAAAUAUGUUGACAUCAUCGUCCCACGUCUCUUCGCAGUCGUACGGGCGUCCCAUCUCCCUACAACGUUGCGGACGUCUGCUGUGUCGCUACUGGCCACCGCAGCGGAUACAAAUGCUCUUGCAUUGAAUCCAUAUUCGGUAGAUCUUAUAGGCGCUAUGGUGGACCUAGUGCAGAUCGAGUCCGUGCGGUCAGGGCCAAAGCCCAGACAGCCUGAUUCUCCAAAUUUCUCCGGUACGGAUACUGAUUCGAUCAAGUCGUCUAAAGGCCUGCAUACAGGCGGCACCAAAUUGGCUGACGCCAAAAUCAAGAAUAAAUCGGAGUCUGGGGCUAAAAUGAUUCCACCACGCCGCGCCACUGUAGGUAGCGACCCCGGAGCAAGUCGAGAAACGAAGGCCGAGACCGAGGAUGACGAGGUCACAAUGGACACCCGCCCCACCGUGUCGAAUCCGAAGUUUCCGCCACUAAGACGAGCGGUAUAUUUGCACUUUCUUUCGCUCCUCAUACUUGCAUUGACUUCGCGUGUGUACGAUGGGGAGCAUGUGGGUGUUGUUCCUUCCGGAUCUGAGAUGAAUCAUGCGGCAUUGGUACUCAUAUAUGUUUCUACGACUGACGAGGACGGGGUGGUGCGCAUUAUGGCACGCGAGGCGAAUGGGCAAUUGCAGCAGCUAAGGAAUUCCGUGUUAGGUUUCUGAUUUAGAUUCAGAAGCUGCUUUGGAGCAGCCUUCGGAAUUGACGAUUCCAUGUUCUCAUCUAUUAUCUAUAAUAAGAUGCGUCAUAGUCCUUAUUUUGCUUAAUACAAUAAAUCGC